Messenger RNA from Acomys russatus (golden spiny mouse), 3857 nucleotides. RefSeq names its product ArfGAP with GTPase domain, ankyrin repeat and PH domain 1 (gene Agap1). Lineage: Eukaryota; Metazoa; Chordata; Mammalia; Rodentia; Muridae. Bases 161 to 3577 code for a protein of 1138 amino acids. Gene Ontology annotation, molecular function: protein binding; GTP binding; GTPase activity. The transcript has 20 exons. Gene Ontology annotation, cellular component: nucleus. The record is from RefSeq and is a predicted model, not a curated record.
GCCUAAGCGCGGGCCUCGCUGAGCGCGGGGGGCGUGGGCGCUGCUCCCUGCCCGCCCGGGUUCUGCACCUGGCCGGCUCUGCGCUGGUCUUGCGCGUCCGGCGGCCGGCGGCGCUGGAUGCAGCGGGGCCUCGGUGGGGGGCACGGCGGCCCCUGGGGACAUGUACCUGCUGGACGGCGGCGGCGAGCCCGCGUCUUCGCCGGCGGACGCAAUGCCGCGCGGGACGCCCCCAAGGAAGACGGUCUACCGCAUCUCGGUGACCAUGGUCAGGAAGGAGCAGCUGGUCGCUCCCACUCCGCGCCCCACUCGGCGGCCCCGGCCCGCGCGCUCCCCGGACGCUCCCGGGCGGCUAGAGGAGGAGGAGGCCGAGGCCGAGGAGGCAGCGGCUGAGGAUCCUGAGGCUGGGCCGCGCGCCUGGGACUUCCGCGCCUUCCGCACACGCAGCACUGGGCAACUGGAGCUCGGGCGGCUACGACCGUGCACACGCGGCGCGGAGCCCACGGACCUGAUGGGCAGCCCCUCGGCUGAGGGGCCCAGCAGCCCCGAUGGGGAGGAGGCUCGGGCCGCGCCCCUGCGGCGGAGCCUCAGCUUCAGGCACUGGAGCGAGCCUGAGGCGCCGCGGAGCCCUGCGCUGAGUGGCGGGAGGCGCCACAGCAGCUCCGGGAGCCUGGCAUGGGCGCCCGACGACGAGGUCGAGGCAGAAGCGGCCCCAGAGCCGCUGGCCGGAGCGCAGCCAGCGGCAGAGAAGCGAAACACCUUGGACGUGGGCGAGGUGCUCAGCAAGAACGAUGCGCUCUCAGACCUGGAGCGCUGGGAGCGCAGCAAGAGCAAGAAUCGCACGCUGGACAACAGCGACCUGCAGCGGCUAGAGCGCGCGCGGGCCGCAGCCGCUGGCUCUGGGACCGUCUCGGAGCACCGGCUGCUGCGUUUCUUCAGUGGCAUUUUCGCGCGAAGGGAUGGCGGGCCCUCACCCCGCACUGGCACCCUGCGCUCGCGCGGUUACUUCAGCCUGCGGAGGGCUCCAGCCGAUACGCACUCAUCCAGCGCCGAGAGCAUCGAGGGGUCCCCGCGCAGAGAUGCUUUUGUGAACAGCCAGGAAUGGACACUCAGCCGAUCUGUACCGGAGCUCAAAGUGGGAAUUGUGGGUAACUUAGCCAGUGGCAAGUCUGCACUGGUGCACCGGUACCUGACAGGCACGUACGUGCAGGAAGAAUCUCCGGAAGAUAUGGACGCAGGUGGAAGGUUCAAGAAGGAGAUUGUUGUGGAUGGACAAAGUUAUCUGCUGCUGAUUAGGGAUGAAGGGGGCCCCCCGGAGGCACAGUUUGCCAUGUGGGUGGACGCGGUCAUCUUUGUCUUCAGCUUGGAGGAUGAGAUCAGUUUCCAGACUGUCUAUCAUUACUACAGCCGAAUGGCCAACUAUAGAAACACCAGUGAGAUCCCACUAGUGCUGGUGGGGACCCAGGAUGCCAUAAGUUCCACCAACCCGAGGGUCAUUGAUGACGCCAGGGCCAGGAAGCUGUCCAAUGACCUGAAGCGGUGCACCUACUAUGAGACGUGCGCCACCUAUGGGCUCAACGUGGAACGGGUCUUCCAAGACGUUGCCCAGAAGAUUGUUGCCACAAGGAAGAAGCAGCAGCUGUCUAUAGGCCCCUGCAAAUCCUUACCCAACUCUCCAAGCCACUCCUCUGUGUGUUCUGCCCAGGUGUCAGCCGUGCACAUCAGCCAGACAAGUAAUGGAGGUGGGAGUUUAAGUGACUACUCCUCCUCUGUCCCUUCGACCCCAAGCACCAGCCAGAAGGAGCUUCGGAUCGACGUCCCUCCUACUGCCAACACUCCAACGCCUGUCCGGAAGCAGUCCAAGCGCAGGUCCAACCUAUUCACGUCUAGGAAAGGGAGCGACCCAGACAAAGAGAAGAAAGGCCUGGAGAGCCGUGCGGACAGCAUCGGGAGCGGGCGAGCCAUCCCAAUUAAACAGGGCAUGCUGCUGAAGCGAAGUGGCAAGUCACUAAACAAAGAGUGGAAAAAGAAGUAUGUCACCCUGUGCGACAACGGCGUGCUGACCUACCACCCCAGUUUACACGAUUACAUGCAGAAUGUCCACGGCAAAGAGAUAGACCUCCUGCGAACCACUGUGAAAGUGCCGGGGAAGAGGCCACCCCGCGCCACAUCGGCCUGCGCACCCAUCUCCAGUCCCAAAACCAACGGCCUGGCCAAGGACAUGAGCAGUUUACACAUCUCACCAAAUUCAGGGAAUGUCACUAGUGCGUCUGGGUCUCAGAUGGCAAGCGGCAUCAGCCUGGUCUCCUUCAACAGCCGACCUGAUGGCAUGCACCAGCGCUCCUACUCAGUCUCCAGUGCCGACCAGUGGAGUGACGCUACAGUCAUUGCAAACUCAGCCAUCAGCAGUGACACGGGGCUGGGUGACUCGGUGUGUUCCAGCCCAAGUAUCUCCAGCAGCACCAGCCCCAAGCUUGACCCGCCCCCCUCCCCCCACGCCAACAGAAAGAAGCACCGGAGGAAGAAAAGUACCAGCAACUUCAAGGCCGAUGGGCUUUCGGGCACUGCUGAAGCCAAACGCAAAGCAUGGAAACUAAACCGUGUUGGUAGCCUGCGAAACAUAUACAGCAGCAGCAGCACCAACACUGAAGAGCAAGAAGAAAACUUUGAGUUUAUCAUUGUGUCCCUCACUGGCCAGACAUGGCACUUUGAAGCCACCACAUACGAGGAGCGAGACGCAUGGGUCCAAGCCAUCGAGAGCCAGAUCCUAGCCAGCCUGCAGUCCUGCGAGAGCAGCAAGAAUAAGUCCCGACUAACCAGCCAGAGUGAGGCCAUGGCACUGCAGUCCAUUCGGAACAUGAGAGGGAACGCCCACUGCGUGGACUGCGACACCCAAAACCCUAACUGGGCCAGUUUGAACUUGGGAGCUCUCAUGUGCAUUGAGUGCUCAGGGAUCCACCGGAAUCUCGGCACCCACCUCUCUCGGGUCCGAUCGCUAGACCUUGAUGACUGGCCCAUGGAGCUGAUCAAGGUGAUGUCCUCCAUCGGGAAUGAGUUGGCCAACAGCGUGUGGGAAGAGAGCAGCCAGGGACGGACAAAACCCUCAUUGGACUCCACAAGGGAGGAAAAGGAGCGAUGGAUCCGGGCCAAGUAUGAGCAGAAGCUCUUCCUAGCCCCACUGCCAUGCACAGAGUUCUCACUGGGCCAGCAACUGCUGCGCGCCACUGCCGAGGAAGACCUGCGGACUGUCAUCCUGCUCCUGGCACAUGGGUCCCGGGAUGAAGUGAAUGAGACCUGUGGGGAAGGAGAUGGGCGCACGGCGCUGCACCUGGCCUGCCGCAAGGGCAACGUGGUCCUGGCUCAGCUGCUGAUCUGGUACGGGGUGGACGUCAUGGCCCGAGACGCCCACGGGAACACAGCACUGGCCUAUGCCAGGCAGGCCUCCAGCCAGGAGUGCAUCGAUGUGCUGCUUCAGUACGGCUGCCCCGACGAGCGCUUCGUGCUCAUGGCUACCCCCAACCUGUCCAGGAAGAACAACAGCAGGAACAGCAGCAGCGGGAGGGCGCCCAGCAUUAUCUGAGCUCAGGCAGCACUCCGCCUGUGAUCCCACGCCCCGCCUGCUCUGGAAGUCACAGCACCACGUGAGUCCCUCAGUUCUCUCCCUCUUCCUGGUGGUCACUUCCACCCACCUGCCACUCACACACUCCACACGAAGUCUCCAAACCCGGACAUCCUCAAGGGGAGAAGAGGAGGCUGGAGACCACAGAAUGGAACCCUUUUCCCACACUCGGGAACCAACGCAGGAGGGAGGGACCGACAACCUCCUGGCUUUGAGGAUAGCACACUACGACCACGGACGA